Brenthis ino (lesser marbled fritillary) is the source of this 984-nucleotide messenger RNA. The record is from the annotation of a GenBank genome assembly. NCBI's taxonomy places the organism in Eukaryota, Metazoa, Arthropoda, Insecta, Lepidoptera, Nymphalidae.
AUGACUGAUGAAGACACUACAAUUUUUAAACAACAAGAUUCAAAUGAAAUGGAUUAUCAGGCAUUGCAAUCUGCAGAGGAUGAUACUGUUAAGUCUUGUUGGGUAUGCUUUGCCACGGAAGCGGAUGAUAGACUAGCUGCCUGGGUUCAACCUUGCAAAUGUAUUGGUACAACGAAAUGGGUCCAUCAAAGCUGCCUUCAACGAUGGGUCGAUGAGAAACAACGUGGAAACAUAAGCCGAAAAGUGCUCUGCCCUCAGUGUAAAGCCGAAUACAUACUGGUGUUUCCUUCAAUGGGAGCCUUUGUAGCGCUAUUGGACGCUUUGGAGGAGAUCACACAUAAAGUUAGCCCUUUCAUAGCGGGUGGGGUUUUACUGGGCUCGAUUUACUGGAUAGCAAUCACAUAUGGAGCAGUAACUGUAAUGCAGGUUGUCGGGCACAGAGAAGGUUUAGAAAUGAUGGAGUCAGCCGACCCGUUGGUCUUACUGGUUUUACUUCCAACGAUACCGGUGACACUCAUCAGCGCAAAGAUGUACAAUUGGGAGGACUCAGUACUCCUCUUCCUGAGGAAGUACUGCGCGAAAAUACCUGCCCUCUCCUAUAUAUUGCCGUUUGGGAGUGUGGAGGGUGACAGAGGGGCCAUCGUUUCCGGCCAACAAAACAACAAUACUAACAACAGGCAUGCACAUUUAUCACCCACAAGAAUUUUCUGCUCCGCAUUACUUCUACCGACAAUUUCUACAAUCAUUGGAAAAAUAUUCUUUCGAUCAGUAAAAAAUAACCUCCACAGAACCAUUUUGGGCGGUCUCACAUAUAUCACAAUUAAAGGCGCCCUGAAAAUAUAUCACAAACAAAUGCUUUACAUCAGGCAUUCGAGCAGAAUAAUUCUAGACUACACAGAGUCUAAUCUAAAACUGUACAGAAGUUCAAUGAACCCGAAUAAUACUGACACAACAUCGAGUAACAACGAUUCCGAGCAAGUAAUA